This is a messenger RNA of Malania oleifera, 1552 nucleotides long. RefSeq names its product protein MULTIPOLAR SPINDLE 1. The transcript has 10 exons. Gene Ontology annotation, biological process: meiotic spindle organization; meiotic DNA double-strand break formation. Bases 64 to 1200 code for a protein of 378 amino acids. Lineage: Eukaryota; Viridiplantae; Streptophyta; Magnoliopsida; Santalales; Ximeniaceae. The record is from RefSeq and is a predicted model, not a curated record.
GUACGCUUUAAUUACAACAUAGUUGUACAAUCGACGGAGCGGGAGCAAGUGUGAGAAACCGCAAUGUCGUCCGAAAAAGACGAUUCCAAUGCUGCGCUUAAGCUCGCCACAGCCAUUGCCAUGGCAAUGCUUCGACCGAAGCUUCUUCCAAAGCGUGCGAAUUCAUCUUCUUCUCUUUCUUCUGCGGCUCCUACUGCCGCCCGUGCUGAACCUGAUGCCCUGCGGUGGAAGCAAAAGGCCAAAGAACGUAAGAAAGAGAUUCUAAGGCUCAAAGAAUAUCUCAAGGAAGCUGAAGAUGGUUUGCAAAACGACAUGUUCCCGCAAGCUGCUUCUUGCAAGUGUUAUUUCUUCGAUACUCGGGGAAAAUCGAGUGCUGAUCAAUUGGGAGACGGUUCUGAGCACAGAUUCAGUGACGUUCUUCGCAGGAGGUUUCUUAGACAAGUGCGUUUUAAGGAAAGGAAAAGAAGAAGAACAAAUGGCUCUACAUGGCGAUGGCAUUCUGACUUUAAUAUUGAGGAUGAAACAGAGCAGCUGAGGGCCUCAGUAGAUUUUCUUGUGGAGCUCUGCAACACUGUUUCGCCUGUGGAGGAAGCUAGUUUUGCAAACUGGUCACACCAAGCUGUAGACUUCAUUUUAGCUUCAUUGAAAAAUCUGCUACCAAUGGGAAAGGACAGAGAAGCCACUGAAGUAAUUGUUAACAGCUUAAUUAUGCGUUUGGUUGGAAGGAUGUGUGCCCCCUUACGAGGUGAUGAAUUACAUCAAACUGAUGUUGAUCACCAGUUUUAUGUUCAGCACCUGAUCCGUAAGCUUGGAAGUGAGCCCUAUCUUGGUCAGCGGGCUUUGCUGUCCAUUUCUCAUAGAAUCUCUGCAUUAGCAGAAAGUUUGCUUUUCUUGGAUCCAUUUGAUGAUGCUUUUCCUGAGAUGCACAACUCCAUGUUCAUAAUGAUCCAGCUCGUAGAGUUUUUGGUGUCGGACUAUCUACUGGCAUGGUCAAAGGAUGAAGGUUUUGACAACAUGCUGUUUGAAGAGUGGGCGACGUCACUUUUGCACGCAAAGAAAGCGUUAGAACUCCUGGAAAGCAGGAAUGGGCUUUACGUGCUGUACAUGGAUAGAGUGACGGGGGAAUUGGCCAAGCAAGCGGCCAUGGUCUCAUCUCUCCAAAAUCUCAACCCGCAUAUACUGGACAAUCUCCUUCGCUGACUUCAUUAUCUUCAUGCUCUCUCUCUCUCUCUCUCUCUCUCUCUCUCAAUUGGUAGAAUAGUUGUUCUCUGAUACCUUAAUUUUUCAUGGAAUAUAUCACAGCUGAUAUGUCAGUACAAUAGUUCUUGAGAAAUGUCCAGCGCGUGUCAAGCAAUGUUCUUAGAAUGAAACAAAUCCUGAACCCUCAAAUUCUGGAACCAAAGAAUGGUCGGGGCAUCUUCUCUUUUUGCGUUGAGAAAGACUACCUGUUAUCAGACUAAAAGAAAUUGGGAUUUUUAGUAGUGGGUAUUAAUUGUGGUUGAAUUUUCACCUAGAUGGGUUCAAUUUAUCUUAUACUACAUGAUUGCUUCUA